AUGAUGCAAUUACGAGACAUGGCGCCUUCCUCGGCGCUGCUGACCUCGCUGCUGGCCAUCCCGCAGCUGGUGUCGGCUUUUUACCUCCCUGGUGUUGCGCCGACAUCGUACAAGAAAGGAGACCUUGUUCCCCUCUACGUCAACAGCAUCAAGCCGGUCGCCGCUCCAUCCGACUCCCGAUUACAUUCGAUCGAUUCCUACGAUUAUUACCACCCCGGCUUCAAGUUCUGCGAGCCUCAGCCCCGUCCCGAAUAUGUGUCGGAGAGCUUGGGCAGCAUCCUGUUCGGAGACCGCAUCAUGACAUCUCCGUUCGAACUGAGGAUGAAGAAUGAUGAGAAGUGCAAGCCGCUUUGCACCCAGAAAUAUCCCCCGGCCGCUGUCGGAUUCGUAAAGCGUCGCAUCGAGCAAGGCUACAGCUUGAACUGGCUCGUGGACGGCUUGCCCGCCGGACAGCAAAUUUACGAUGACUUCACGAAUACGACCUUCUACAACCCCGGAUUCCUCAUGGGCGGCGAGGACGAGAACGGCAACGUCAUCUUCAACAACCACUACGACAUCAACAUCGAGUACCACCCGGUUAACGGUGACGAGUCGCAGUUGCGCGUUGUCGGUGUUGUGGUCGAGCCGAGCUCACGCGCCUACCCAGGCUUGAUUGACUGCAACAACCCGAUGGCUCCCAUCGUUUUCGAGGAGGAUGGUACCGAGAAGGAAGUCAAGUUCUCGUACUCCGUAUUCUGGGUUGAGUCCAAGACGGCCUGGGCCACGCGUUGGGACAAGUACCUGCACGUAUUUGACCCCAAGAUCCACUGGUUCUGGCUCAUCGACACCGCCAUCAUUGUCGUCAUUCUGAUCCUCACCGUCAUGUCCAUCCUGGUCAAGACCUUGAAGAAGGAUAUCGCCAGGUACAACCGCCUGGACCAAAUCAACUUGGAUGAUCUCUCGGGAACCUCCGCUCUGGAAGACGGCGUUCAGGAGGAUUCUGGAUGGAAGUUGGUCCACGGUGACGUUUUCCGCAACCCGUCGAACCCGCUCCUCUUGUCGGUUCUCCUCGGAAACGGCGUUCAGCUUUUCGUUAUGACCGGCUUCACAAUCUGCUUUGCUCUUCUUGGUUUCUUGUCGCCCUCCAACCGCGGAUCGCUCGGAACAAUCAUCCUCCUCCUCUACACUCUGUUGGGCUUCGUGGGCGGUUACGUCUCUGCGAGAUCGUACAAGUCGCUUCAGGGCGAGAAGUGGAAGAUGAACAUUGCGCUGACCCCGACCUUGGUGCCGAGUAUUGUUUUUGGGGCCUUCUUCUUGCUGGAUCUCGUGCUCUGGGCGAAGCAGUCUUCCGGCGCUGUGCCCUUCACCACCAUGCUGGUGAUCAUUGCCAUUUGGUUCAUCCUCUCGGUGCCACUAUCGUUCGCCGGAUCUUGGAUGGGUUUCCGUGCCUCCGUCGUCGAGCCGCCCGUCAAGACGAACCAGAUCCCCCGCCAGAUCCCGCCCUCCACGACGUACCUCAGGCCGAUCCCCAGCAUGCUCAUCGUCGGCCUCCUGCCUUUUGGCGCCAUCUUCGUUGAGCUCUACUUCAUCAUGAGCUCCGUCUGGUUCAGCCGUAUCUACUAUAUGUUCGGUUUCCUCUUCCUCUCGUACGGCCUCAUGAUCGUCACCACGGCCGCAGUGACCAUCCUGCUGGUGUACUUUCUCCUGUGCUCUGAAAACUACAACUGGCAAUGGCGCUCAUUCCUCGCCGCAGGCAUGAGCGGCGGCUACAUCUUCCUCAACUGCCUCUUGUACCUCUUCACCAAGCUGAGCCUGAGCAACCUGUCUGGCACUGUGCUUUACGUCGGUUACAGCGCGCUCAUUUCCUUCUUAUUUUUCAUUCUCACGGGAUCGAUUGGCUACUUCGCCAGUUGGUGGUUCGUCAGGAAGAUCUACGCCUCGAUUAAGAUUGAUUAA
This is a messenger RNA of Colletotrichum spaethianum, 1935 nucleotides long. Its product is annotated as transmembrane 9 superfamily member 7. The coding region runs from base 1 to 1935 and encodes 644 amino acids. The transcript has 2 exons. NCBI's taxonomy places the organism in Eukaryota, Fungi, Ascomycota, Sordariomycetes, Glomerellales, Glomerellaceae. The record is from RefSeq and is a predicted model, not a curated record. Gene Ontology annotation, biological process: protein localization to membrane; vacuolar transport. Gene Ontology annotation, cellular component: fungal-type vacuole membrane; endosome.